CAGUAAUUUAAACUGACGUCAAAACAGGAAGUGUUCAUUCUGUUGAAGUGUUGUGAUGAUAAAUAACUGCUCACAUCACAAAAGUAUUCAGUCCUAACUUAUCGAUGCACCGUGUGGCCUUGUGAACACUUGUUUCUUUCAGGUAACCAAACAGCAGGCGAUUCAGCGCCGUCAGACAUGCAGAUCAAGAGGAUGAUGAUGAUGAUGCAUCUGUUGAAGAGUAUCCCUGUCUAAUUUCACUGGAGGUGGCAGCGACCAGCUUAGUUUCCGCAGCGGGGACAAGCUGCUCGUGCACGCCAAGACUUCUUCAGAGUGGUGGUGGGCAGAGCUGCAGGGGGUCGCGCACGGUAUGUCCCCGCCUGCUACCUGCGCCUGCUGCUGAGGAGGAGGAGUACACCUCUCUGGAGGACCAAUGAGGCUUCACUUGGAGAUGCUGUCAAAUAGGAGGCGCACUGAGGCGUACAGACAGGUUAUUCUCAGCAACAGCGCUCCUCUGAGGAAUAAGGUGGUGAUGGACCUCAGCUGUGGGACUGGCAUCAUCAGCCUGUUCUGCGCUCAGCUGGCACGCCCCCCUUUUUGUAAUGUGUUUGCUGUGGAGGCGAGCUCCAUGGCCGAGUACACCAGACAGCUGGUGAAGCAGAACGGCUGUGAGGAGGUGGUGCUCCAGGGACGAGCUGAGGACAUCCAUCUACCAGAGCGGGUGGACAUCCUGGUGUCUGAGUGGAUGGGAAACUGCCUACUGUUUGAGUUCAUGGUGGAGUCAGUUCUGCUGGCCAGGGACUGCUGGCUUGAAGAAGGCGGCGUAAUGUGGCCCUCAUCCGCAGCCCUCACCCUGGUGCCAUGUCAGGCCAACAGCUAUUACGCAGAGAAGAUGGCCUUCUGGGAGCAGCCCUAUGGACUGGACUGUACUCCUGUUCAAUCCAGUGUGACUGAUCCACCAGCAGGCAGCUGGUCUCAGGCAGCAACUAACUGGCAUCUUUUUUCAAUAGUCACCUCAUCGACCCCAGCGAUUGCCUCACGGCUCCCUGUGAUGCCCUGCUCCUGGACAUGUACACUCUGGAGAUCAAAGACCUGGAGGUGCUGGGCCAACGCACUGGAAGCAGACUCUGUUCAUGCUGGACCGGCCGGUCAGAGUUUUGGAGGGAGACUCCAUCGCUGGAACCAUCGUCCUGCGCAGGAACCCUGUCUGGAGACGCCACAUGACCAUCACCCUGCACUGGAGUAUUAACAGCAGCACAGGGGGAAAGGGCCAGGUUGGGAAAAAUAGUUUCCCCAUGUGGAGGUGACGGAUUCUCUGCAAGUGUUGGAGAUCUACAGUGUAAGAGUUUAAAACCUCUUGUGUUGAGUUCAGGGUCAGUAGGAUGUGAGCUGCUGCUGAUGGAAUGAAGUGUGACAGUCAAAGGCCUGGGAACUACAGAACACCCAUGUCAAAAGGGUAGAUUAACAAAGAAGUUACAUGCUACAAAUGAACAGAGGAGCAUUAUUUUAACUGUAUUAUAUAUAUUAAAACGUAUUUAAAUAUUGGG
This is a messenger RNA of Gymnodraco acuticeps, 1526 nucleotides long. It is a transcript of the gene prmt2, whose product is annotated as protein arginine methyltransferase 2. Gene Ontology annotation, cellular component: nucleus. The record is from RefSeq and is a predicted model, not a curated record. Bases 413 to 1228 code for a protein of 271 amino acids. Gene Ontology annotation, biological process: peptidyl-arginine methylation. Lineage: Eukaryota; Metazoa; Chordata; Actinopteri; Perciformes; Bathydraconidae. The transcript has 9 exons. Gene Ontology annotation, molecular function: protein-arginine N-methyltransferase activity.